This is a messenger RNA of Serpula lacrymans var. lacrymans S7.9, 1813 nucleotides long. RefSeq lists its product as uncharacterized. Bases 92 to 1735 code for a protein of 547 amino acids. The record is from RefSeq and is a predicted model, not a curated record. The transcript is spliced from 9 exons. NCBI's taxonomy places the organism in Eukaryota, Fungi, Basidiomycota, Agaricomycetes, Boletales, Serpulaceae.
CGUGAAUAUAUCUGGGCAGGAUGAGUAUUUUGCGUAAGUUUGUUCGAAAUGUAUUGAAGAAGUUAGCUUAAGUGAAUUCCUUGCCGCUAUCAUGCCUGCCGAACUUUCAGCCCCUCUACCGCAAACCACUUUGGAGACAACCGUUGAUGAACCCGCUCCGCCUAGGUCUCUCACUGCGGCAAAGCUACCUCCUCUAAAGAAGAUUCCCAAGAAGUGGAGAUGGACCGGGGAACUUUUUGCGGACGUUUCACGGGGGAAGGCUGACCGGCUUGGCGAAGUUGAGUUGACGGACGCUACAGACGCUCAGCCAGGAGGCGCUCGCUUCAGCAUUCUACUUGACGCCCUCAACUCCCUUCGAAUACGCAGGUUGUAUGAUGAGUCAGAUUUGAACAUGAUUCUUCCUGCAUGUGGUCCCGUGCAUCAGUUUGGGAAAUUGGGUCCCACAGACACGCAAGAUAAAGAUGCUAUGAAAGCUCUAGUGCGGUAUAUGGAUGUUAAACAACAGGUGACCUUCAUCAAACUUUCUUUGGACGAUGCAGAAGUCGCUAUGUUAAUACUUUUCCCUCCCACAUUACGUGACCCAUGUGAUCGACUUGCUGUACCAGCACAUCUAACUGUACGCGGUUCACGCGAAAGUGACAGGCUCAUCGUUGUGCUUGUACCGUUCGUACUGACUUCGGCGAAGUAUAAAGCGCACGAAGUCGGAAUGCCGAUCGAUGCCAUUCUUCGCCGUCUACCUAACAUCGACGGAACGGAUCCUGAUGGGCUAGAACGACGAUAUCGCAGCCUUGUUUCAAAACAGUAUUUUUAUCGGGCUACAAACAUUCUUCAAAUUUCCCAAGAAUUAAGAGACUUUAUGAGUAGCCGCAGCCCCAGGCCAUAUUGCAUAUGGUCUUCAGUCGAAGAUGGCUCUAGCAGUUUCACAGUGGAGGCAAAUUUGUUGAAAGCUGUUUUGGAGAAGUGCGGCGCGCCGGACGUUGGUUAUAGCGCUGAGGCACGGGUUGUCUUCGUGCACAAUGGUGCUCUUAGUACUCUCCACAAGCUUCCUGCUCUGGCAGAGCGAAGGGGCCAACGAAGUGAAGUUCGAUUUUUCACAUUUGGGACUCAUGAAACAGUCUCACCAGAUAGAUGGGGUGUUCGUGAAAUUUACCCGAUAGGGGGUAUAAUAACCUUUACACCUUCUGCUUUGCUAAAUGAUCCAUUUGGUGUCUACGAGUUAAUGACAAAAGUCACGAACCACCCAUUGUGGGAGUGCUACUUGUUACCUUCAGUUCUUGGUUUUUACUGUCAGAUAUUAAGAGGUGAUCAUGAAAGUGAUUUAUCUUUGCUUUCCCCUUUCUUGAAGCUUGUGGAGGAUGGUAGUGUUGCACCUUUGUGGUCACCUCCUUCACCUGGAAGAUCUUUUUUACAAGGUCAAGCCUCUUGGGUAGAUUGGCUGCUUGAAACACAGUCACAACCCUUUCCGGACAUGUUGGAGAGCUGUGUUAGGGUCUUCAAGCAAAAAUAUUCUGAUAUCCCAGUAUCUGACCAAUUACUCAAUAUGGAGGCAGAAAUUGCAAAGGAUAUGUGUUCCAUGCAAACUCAGCCAUCCAUUGCUGAUGAAUACAGGCGAUUUGUGGUCAUUAAAGCACCAAGUGAGACACAUAUAGGAUGGGAUCAUGAAGCACUUGAAUGGUAUACAGCAGAUGAUUUUGACUUCAAAGAUGACUAUUUUCUUAAAGAAGAGAUUGAGUAGGAUGCAGUAGGGAGGAAGUAGGCUGGUUAUUUCCUUCUUUAGAAAUGAAAUUGUGGUGAUUUAAGGCAGAAUGCCCUU